Penicillium brasilianum is the source of this 1266-nucleotide messenger RNA. The record is from the annotation of a GenBank genome assembly. Lineage: Eukaryota; Fungi; Ascomycota; Eurotiomycetes; Eurotiales; Aspergillaceae.
CCCCCCUCCAGAACCCCUGAAUUUGGCGAAUGAGGUGUUUUUCAGGGGGUGGAUUUUUACUUUCUUGAUUCCUCACGGCGGUGGGGUAUUAUGUGUGGCUAUUGCCCUUGUUUCGGGUCCGACAUUGCAUGGGGUGGUCGGAGCAGAGGGUGGUGGGUAUAUAAGUGGUGAUUUCCUUGCGCUCGAUGAAUCCAAUGUCUGGAACGACAGUAUUGGAGUUUACAAAAGACAACUAACGAGAUUUACCUACAAACCGCUUUCACUUUCAGGCGUGUCUAUUGUCUGGUUUCCUUGUCCCUCCCCAUUGUUCCGUCCAUCUAUAUCUACAAGAACCAUCCACUAUCCACCACCCAACCAAACACUAUACAAUUAAACCACCAAAACCAACAAAUCUGCUAUCAACGACCACCUGGACCUUUCCAUCCCCAAGCAACAACAUGCACCUCCUCACCCCCCUAACCCUCCUCCUCACCCUCUCAACGGCCCACCCCCUCCACAAACCGGUGCACAAAACCAAAACCAAAGCCGGAACAACCAUCACCGAAUCCCAAAUCCUCACCAUCGCCCCAACAUCGAACACUUGCGACAACGCCCCGGCAGCAGGCGAAUGCGCCACCGCAGACACAGCCGCCAAAAACAUUGCCCAGUCCUUCGAUACGUACAGCGUCACCAGCAAGGCCGAACAAGCCGCCGUGAUAAGUUUGAUGGCCUUUGAGAGUUUGGACUUUAAGUAUAACAAGAAUCAUUUCCCCGGUGUGGCCGGGCAAGGAACCCGGAACAUGCAAUCGCCAACCUUCAACAAAAUAUACGCCUCCUCCCUACCGGAUCUUGCAGAUAAACUCCCCGCCGUGUCAAACUCCCCUGCCGACCUGUUGGAUCUUCUCCGUGGAAACGAGGUCUAUGAUUUCGGGUCUGGGGCGUGGUUCUUGACUACGCAGUGUUCUGCGGAUGUCAGGAGCGCGUUGCAGAAGGGUGAUGAGGCGGGGUGGCAGAAGUACAUUAGUGAUUGUGUGGGGACGAGCGUUACGGAUGAUAGGAAGGCUUAUUGGACGAGGGCCGUUGAUGCACUUGGUGUUUAGGAUUUGAGAGACCUGUAUGUGGUGGUUUUGGUGUUUGGCUUUCUUUUGUGAUUGGCGUUGGGGUUUGAGUUUGAUACGGAGCUUUUGAUACGGAGUUCUAGGUGUGGGCAUUGAAGCUGGUUCUUCCGUGGUCGGUUUACCGGUCUGUCUGGGUUUAGGAGUUGUUCAUCGGCGUUUGGAAUGGAAU